UCAUGCUGCUGCCAGGUCCAGAGUCUCUCAUGGGUCCCUGUACGGCCUCCCAUUGCUGCUGUCUCCAUCGCCACACUCUGCCAUGUGCCACUUUCAGGUCUCCUCACACUGCUGGUGUGGGUUCCAUUUUGUCAUAGGGUGCUGGCAGAUUACGGGCCUCCCAUUGCUGCUGCCAGGCCCGUAAUCUGCCAUGGGCCCCUGUACCGCCUCCUCAUGCUGCUGCCAGGUCCACAGUGUCUCAUGGGUCCCUGUACGGCCUCCCAUUGCUGCUGUCUCCAUCGCCACACUCUGCCAUGUGCCACUUUCAGGUCUCCUCACACUGCUGGUGUGUUCAAUUUUUUG
Staurois parvus is the source of this 342-nucleotide messenger RNA. The record is from the annotation of a GenBank genome assembly. NCBI's taxonomy places the organism in Eukaryota, Metazoa, Chordata, Amphibia, Anura, Ranidae.